Molecule: messenger RNA, 4138 nt
Organism: Amoebophrya sp. A120
Lineage: Eukaryota; Dinophyceae; Syndiniales; Amoebophryaceae
Source: the annotation of a GenBank genome assembly
CACGAAACAAAAAGAUUUUUUUCUAGCCCGCACAAGCCAACGCUUACGUCUGUACUAAUUAAACGAAUGAACCUAAUAGCGAUACGAAGUAGUAGAGUGAAGUUCUAGCAUAGUGCAUCUGCUGCACCCUUGACAACUUCCGACGAGCACUAGUAAGUCCUCCUAAUUUCUUAGCUUCAAGCACCAGAUACAGAUUUUUAAUAGAGUAGUAAGUUUCUAUAUCUAUGCCCGUUCCUUCGUCAAUGUACAGAUCUGCCGGUUUGAGUCGACGUACUUUAUCUAGACGCGCGAACUACGCAACGGCAACUUUCACCGUCUUGAGCAACCAACAUAGGACCCUAGUCGUGUCGCGGCAUUGGAGAAGCGGUCGCUCUUUCAGGUACGCGCCGAGACGAAGAUCCACGACAGCAUGAUGAAUAAGUUGAGCAGCGGCGCGGGACAAGAUAGCAGAUGAGAUAGGACCUCACCUCGCGCAGGGACAAGGGAAAGAACCAAAAGCCACCGUGGUGCGGUCAAACCCAACAGCAAGAGACGUUCGGGCAAAAAACGAUAGGAGGAUCAAGAUCAUGGUGACCAAAGCCCGAAGCUCAAGCUUUCCACUGUCGUUUGCGUCCUCUUCAUCAACUACAACAUCUUCGGGAAAGAACCAGAGCAAUAACCAGCAAUACUUCUGUGGUUCAGCGAGCCGCCUCAUAAGUUCGGGCAUCCAAACCCGACACUUGGCUCGGGAUAGCAUCGUGAACGAGCAGGACAAUCCUGAUUCUGUUGUUCUUGGCCGCACGGUCUCAGAAAUUUCAUCUUACCAGACCACGCUGAGCUGCGGGGGAGGUGGUACGACCACGAAGAGCACGUCCUCCUGUUCUAGUGACCAUACAACUUCUUCGACCGAGGAAGUAGUAGCCAUGAACGUGAAUCCGGCUUCCAGAGAACCGUCACCAUCGCCAGCGACGGUCUCGAAUUACAACUUGUCAGCAGCGCACGACCAGCAGCGGCCGCCCAUGCACGAGAUGCUGCAGAGGCCCUCGCCCUUCGGAGGAGGGAAUUCGAUCUUCGGAAAUUUGAUGGGAUCUUCAGCAGGGGCAAUAGCUCCGGCCGCCAGUACCUCCUCUAUUACAAGCGCAGCGGUCGUGUCCUCGCUAGGGAAUGCUGCAAGAAGUAGUGGCACUACAACGCUGAUACCAACUUCCACAACAUCUUGUUCGUCCUCGAGCACACUGCACCCCACAAGCAGCUCCACUUCUGCGAGCGCCUUGGGGAUCACAGGCACCGCUUCAGGGGUCUUGCACCAGCAGCCGCAUGGGGGAACUAGUACAUCCUCGUCGGCGUCUUCAAAUGUUCCGACCAGCAUGAUCAACCCCUUCGGCAUGACCGUGGUGCAGAACUCCGCGGCGUUUUUCCAGCCGCAUAAUUCUACUACUGCCGCGGCCACACUGCAACCAAUAUCCGCAACAAGUUCAUCGUCUUCAUCCGGCGCAGGCUCAGGUGGAGGCAUAAUUUUUGGAGCUCCUAGCACUCCAGCAUCCAGUUCUUCAUCCGGAAAAAUAAAUGUGGCAGGAGCUGCCGCGCACCAGAGCAUGAGUUCAUUCGCCUCCGAUCCGGGAGGUGGUGGUCCUGGGGGCGGAUUGUUGUCACAACAUCAGAACAAUAGCAAUCCCUUUGGACAUCACCAAAGCGCGAUUGGUCCUCCGGGAAACGCUCCUCCCGCUUUCGGGACGACGCCAUCGAGCAGCAGCUCUUCAUCUUCAUUCUUUGGCGGCGUGUUUGGCGGGGUGGUUCCCACAACGGGAGCAGCAGUUGCGGGCGGAAGUAUCUUCGCCUUGGGCGGACCACAGGCGGCGACAGCCGGGCUCACCACGCCGUUUGGCAUGGGAAACCUGCAGGCAGCCUGCAGCAAGCAGUCCACUUCCGAUCUCGCAGAGUCCGCAGAGCUAAAUGCGGAGCGCGACAUGUGCGGGAGUCCGAAGCGCCAGUCACCUGUGCCGAUGCACGUGGUUGGAACGCCCACCCGCAAAGGUCCGGGCACUCCGAAAGACAAGUCUACCCGGAGAAACCUGAAGAGCCACCUACAGCGCCGGCCACGGGAAAUUCUCUCCAAGGAGCAGCGCUUUAACAUUCUCAGCUUCGAGGAUCGGUAUUGUCAUUUUUCCAACGACGGAUAAAUAUUGAUCGAAUUCUACUCGUUGACUUCUGUCGUUAGUUCUUGAAGAUGAUCAUCUCCGGGAUUCCGCCAAAGACGCUCCGUCGUUUUCUGUGCCUCUGUUUCAAUAGCUGUCGCAACAUCCUGCGUCUACAUGAUGAGUGCGCGAUCAUCUCUCUACUUUUGUCUAAUCUUCUACAAAAAUGCUAUACAGAUUUCUUCCUCCGCGUUGGUGCGAGCCUCCGGCCGAACGCGCCACCCUAUCUUUCGAGCUGCUUGAUGGAAGUCGCACGAAAUUCUUACUGAGUCGAAGGCACCAAGUGAUUGGCUCCGAUGCGAAGACGUGCGACGUUGUGGUGCCCGGGCUCGGUACUUUACGUCUCGCUUUUACUCCUCUCUGAAUGAUGUGUUUCGUCCUUUGUGAUUGUGAAGCAUGACAGGAAUCCAAUCUUCGAGUAAUGUUGUACUUGCCUAAUAUUACUUAACAGCGAAAGAACACUGCGCGCUCGUCUACCACCGGAGCGGACAGCCAUAUAUUUGUUUUUUCGAGUCUGGCGAACUGCUCGAUCAUGCGGACGAACCUUCCAGCCACCAAAUCCUGGACUACGACAAGUAUGAGGAGCUUCGCGAUUUGCCACAGAGGCUGCGCUUGGGAGACGGGAAGUACAUUAAGAAAUGGCAAUGCACGCUGCUCGUGCUGUUUUUUCGUCUCACAGAUGAAAGGUCGCACCAGCUACUUCGAUGAGUAGUUUCUUUACAUGGGAGAGUAGUCUAAACACGGGAGAUGUAGUCUGUCACAUCCACGUGGUCCACUUGCCUUUAUUACUACCCUGUUUUUUUUUCGUUCUUCUUCUUUGAAAGUGAAUGUGACGAAGCGGCCCAUAAUUUUUAUUUGGCAGGUUCGUGCUGACUGGAAACCUGACGUCCGUACGGCAGCAGAUGUCGAAGAACAAGCGAUCAGGCUCCGUCGACGAGGACGAUAUGAUCGAUGAGAAUGAGCCCGCUCCCCGUUGGAAGAAGAAGGCGCGGCGCGAUUCCGACAUGCUCUCGGAGGAGGUGAUGUCUGUCCUGUCGGAGGAGAACUCCAGUCAAGUCUCGCCGCUGCACGGUCCCGGAGAUUUCCUGGACCCGCUGCCGGAGGAAAUCGGGGUGGAAGCCGCUCAGCCCGGGGACCACAUGGAACUGCGCGCACGCACCAGCGACAGCAAAAAGUCCGCUUCUGCCUCCGCCGCUGAUGGCGGAGCAGGGCCCCGGAGCCAGAACAGUGAUCACGCCUUCGGGCUGCCCUCGAGCCAGCAGGACUCGCAGUCUUGGUCCGUGGGAGGAGGUGCCUGUUUUACUGUUGUUUACCCUAUAUUUCUUUGCAUUAGAGCAGGCACUCGUACUGUGAUAAGAAGAUAGUGAUUUUUGAUGAUCAAGUUCUUCACAGCGAGCGCGAAAUUCUUUCGAUCUUGUCAUGAUCCAACAGACGUCGAUCCCAACCUGCAGCAGCAAAAGGGCGCGUUACCGAGCGGCCUGAGCAGUGCGAAACACCGGCAGUCUGUCCAUAGCUCGUUUCAAUGCAAAAACAAGCGGCGGAGCUCCGGCGUGAGCUUUGCGGAAAACCCUGUGGAGGUUGACGACUCGGACUAGGAUUCGCCCGCAGAGCAACAAGGCGUUAGCCACUGCCCUGGACUGCUGGUGAAGCCACUUCCCUGGUGCAGCUUCAUGAGACUGCCAGGCCGACGUUACGUGGCAUCGAUCACCUUGACGAGGAUUUGCUACACCUACUAUACCAUUAUCAUGUUCUUUUCCCGAUAAGAGCUCGCGCACCUUUACAGAAGGCGCUCUCACGGCGACAAUGCAAAUCCUGAUUUCGACUAGGAAUUGUAGCGACAAAAUCGAGCAAGCAUUUUGAUUUUGGUGUUAGAAAUUGCCACUGUUUGAACUAGUUGGUGAGAACACUGCGAACAUGUCUAAGUCGUGUUUUUUCUGUUCUGCUUUAGUAAGAAACCCAAACAC